Rhodamnia argentea is the source of this 828-nucleotide messenger RNA. RefSeq names its product heavy metal-associated isoprenylated plant protein 20-like. Bases 143 to 589 code for a protein of 148 amino acids. The transcript is spliced from 4 exons. Gene Ontology annotation, molecular function: metal ion binding. The record is from RefSeq and is a predicted model, not a curated record. NCBI's taxonomy places the organism in Eukaryota, Viridiplantae, Streptophyta, Magnoliopsida, Myrtales, Myrtaceae.
GUGUGUGUGAGACAGACGGAUAGAGAGAGCCAGCCAAUUCACUCCAGACCUUCCAUUGCCUUCUCCCUCUCUCUCCUCUCUCUCUAGAGCUAAGCUUGUUCUGUAUCAGUUCUUUGCUCUUGAGAAACAAGAAGUAAAGAAGAUGGGAGUGCUGGAUCGUCUCUCCGACAUCUUCGACUUCGAUGUCUCCAAGCCACGGAAGAAACGCAAGCCCAUGCAGACAGUUGACAUCAAGGUGAAGAUGGACUGUGACGGCUGCGUAAGGAGAGUCCGGAACGCUGUUUCGUCCAUGAAAGGUGUGAAAUCGGUGGACGUGGACAGGAAACAAAGCAAGGUGAGCGUGAGCGGCUACGUCGAAGCGGGCAAAGUACUGAACAAGGUGAAGAGCACGGGGAAGAGGGCGGAGCUUUGGCCGUACGUGCCGUACAACUUGGUGGCGUAUCCCUAUGCCCGUCAGGCCUACGACAAGAAAGCGCCCUCCGGCUACGUCAAGAACGUGCCCCAGGCCCUCGCGAGCCCUGGCGGCCCCGAGGAGCACUUCACCACCCUCUUCAGCGACGAGAACCCUAACGCAUGUUCCAUCAUGUGAACAACAUAUGAAACGGAAAGCAAAUAGAAGAGAAAGGUUAGUGCAGCUAGAUACUUUUGUCCAUGUAUAAAACGGUCCUUUGGCCUGCUGUAGUUCGAAUUUUGUCGGUUUAGGUUUUAGGAGCUUAUGUCUCGAGGUCUUUCAUAGGUUUCUUUGAUGUAAUCUUGUGUUAUUUUGGUACCUUUCCAUGGUUUCUAGCGAUGAAGGGACAGAUCAGCAUCGAUCUUAAUUUUUCCAAA